This is a messenger RNA of Ctenocephalides felis (cat flea), 1828 nucleotides long. RefSeq names its product RNA-binding protein 45. Bases 108 to 1517 code for a protein of 469 amino acids. The transcript is spliced from 9 exons. Gene Ontology annotation, molecular function: RNA binding. The record is from RefSeq and is a predicted model, not a curated record. Lineage: Eukaryota; Metazoa; Arthropoda; Insecta; Siphonaptera; Pulicidae.
UUUCCAAAAAACAUUAUUUUGUUUUAAGUCAAAAAUAUAUAUCCAACAGUAUCAAAACAAAAACAAUUAUUUUCCAUUACAAUCGUGGUUUGUCAUAAAUUCUUACUAUGGGUGAUAGAAGAUCGAAAUUUGAUAAUCCGGAGCCUCAGUAUUCAAGACUCUUUAUAGUCUGUAGUAGAGAUUCUACAGCUGACGACUUUUAUAAUAGUUUCGAUAAAUUUGGGACUAUUGAAGAUGUUCGGUUGGUUCGAGACAGGAAUACUGGCGAAAAUAAAGGUAUUGCCUAUGUAAAAUUCUCAAAGACUUCAGAAGCUGCAAAGGCUUUGAAAGAGAUGAACGGUAGAUGCGUUGGGAAUUCUUCACGACCACUUAAAGUAUUAGUAGCUAACAGUCGCGAUGAAGGUUCAACAAGAGACUCCAAUGAAGGUGAAAAGUACAUUCGUCUCUUCAUAGCAAUUCCAAGGUCCAUGAACGAGGAUGAUUUGCAAAAUAAAUUCAAAGAAUAUGGAACAAUAGUUAAAAUCAACUUAUUACGAGACAGAGAUACGCAACAAAGCAAAGGUUUUGCCUAUAUAACCUUUUCCAGUUUUAUUGAAGCAGCCACUGCUUAUGAAAAUUGUGAUAGAUCCUAUAAAGCUGUUUUUGCUGAACCCAAGCCUAGCGCAAAACGUGAAAGGAGUUAUGAUCGAGGAUAUGAUAGGAGCUAUGAUAGAAGGGAUGCUCAUGAUUAUCAUCCAGUAAGCAAAGGUUCUCGUAAUGAACCUCCUGGUCAACUUUUGGUAACCGCUAGUCCUUGUUCUAAUCAGGAUCAACUUUGGAGACUUUUUGAUUUAAUACCAGGUCUCGACUACUGUCAGCCCAUAAGCAACAACAAUGUUUAUUCCGUUGUAUAUAAUUCAGUGGCUUCUGCACAAACAGCUCGAGAUAAACUACAUGGAUUUGAAUAUCCACCUGGUUACAGACUAAUCGUCCGAUUUGAUGUAGAUAAUGGAAUGGAGCAUUCAAGAUACAAUCCUGGAAUCCGUUCAAUGAUGAAACGAGACAAUGACCGACCAGAUCUUGCACAACUUGCUGAAACAAUAGCACAAGCUACUAGUCUCAUUCAAGCGGCAGGAUUAAAUGUAAAUCCUGCUACUUUAUUAGCAAAGUGCACAGAAGACAACAUAAUUGACUCGCAGUGCAGUGUAAAAUUACCCAACCCACAACCCUUAGUCUCAAUCGACACUCCCCACGUCAAAAGAUGCUUCAUCGUUUGCAGUCCAAGCCCACCACCCAUAUUUAUGCUGAGAGAUGUGUUCAGCAGAUUCGGCAACCUGAUUGAUGUAUACUUACUCCAACGAAAGAAUGUUGGAUAUGCUAAAUAUGCCACUGAAGAAAGUGCAGAUGAAGCUAUUCGAGUUUUGCAUGGAUGCGAGAUUGCAGGUGUUCGUAUUAAAGUCUUGGAGGCUGAUGAAAGGAAAGACCGUUUCGGGGAUAGAUCAAGACGUCGCAGUAUAUCACCCAAUAGAGACGACUAAGAUGGUUUUAAAAACAUGACUACAAUGAUGACUGAACAACUUGCAUUACAAUGAAAACAUGAACUCGUCAACAACUAAAUACACACACGAAAAGGACACAAGGAAUGGACAUAUGAAAUAUGAAAAACUACGAAUGUCGGAGGAUGACUACUUUCUUUAACAAAGACUACUUGACAGAAUAUAAUAAUGAUUCGUUUUUUAAAAAAUAACACAUGCUUCUUGUAAUGACAGUGCGACACUUUACUAAGCAUGCUUUUAUAAUAUAACAUAUAUAUAAAUUGUGUUAAUAGAUGUAUUUUCAGGACUGGUGA